Messenger RNA from Aspergillus homomorphus CBS 101889, 4701 nucleotides. Its product is annotated as putative cytosolic regulator Pianissimo. The transcript is spliced from 4 exons. Gene Ontology annotation, biological process: TORC2 signaling. The record is from RefSeq and is a predicted model, not a curated record. Gene Ontology annotation, cellular component: TORC2 complex. Lineage: Eukaryota; Fungi; Ascomycota; Eurotiomycetes; Eurotiales; Aspergillaceae. The coding region runs from base 361 to 4308 and encodes 1315 amino acids.
AUGAAGCAGACAGCUUGUUUACUGGGACCAGUAUCUUGAAGUUGUCAUCCGUUGUUUGUACUAUUUAAGAAGGGUCCCCAUAAACCGCCUUCGACACUCCGAUCGUCGCCUCCCUAGCCUCACCUGCGUGACCGACCGCCGCGAACCCGUUUCCCCUCCCCUCCCUUCUGAGGUGCCCGCCGUCAGCCCCAGCAGACCAUUACCAGAGCGUACAACCUUCACUUCAGUUUCUGUCUCCCCGUUAGCCGGUCGACUUGAUAACACUUGCAAAUCCUUCUGCAAACUCAAUGCAGCGCUUCAUCCCUCACUUCACUCGCGACAGGUGAUAGUCACUCCUCUCUCGCGGCUAGAUGGAGCUCUAUGGCGUCCGGAUAUAACUCAGGAUUCUCCGCGACUUCAGUCCAGCACCGUGCUCUGGGUGAUGGACCCUCAUACUCGAGUCUGGAGGAUGGCUCCGCGGACGGGAGCUGGGCUGAGGCCGCCUCCGCGAGACCUGGGAGAAAUGCUCGCUCUGAAUCCGGAGGGAGUGCGACCAUUGGCGUCCGGGGAGGUUCGUUAACCACCUCGGUCGGAGCCCCUGGAAGCUUCAGCUCCGAAUUGAAGAGUAUGAAAUCAUCGCGGAGCACUACUCCUCGUCAGGAGGGAGCACUGAAUCGUCGGCCGAGCAGCUUCCUUGACCAUGACGAGAUGCCAACAACGGAGGAGCGCCAGGCCGUUAUCCGAGACAAGAUCGCCAAGGAGAUGAAGAUCAAAACGGGGACAGAGAAUAUGCUGGAGGCGCUACUCGCGAAAAACCCGAAGCACACCAAAGAUCAGAGGUUAAGAGUCGAGUCGGAGCUGAGUUCGUCCAAUCGCAAACUCGCAGAGCUUCACCAUGAGCUUGAGGAGGAGAUGCUACGUGCGCAGGCGCCGUCUACCCCGCCUCGAAGUCGCCUGUCGACCCUUUUUCAAAGCAGCUCCAUGCGUUCGCCAACUCGCAACAAUCCAACGAUUGAGGAAGCUCAGCUCCAAGAGGGAGAAGCAGAAAUGGAGUCGCCAACAUAUGUUCUUGCAGAAACUUUACAGGCCUUGGAAAUAGAAGGGAUGCCCCCGGACUAUUACGUCGAACGCGCGAAUAGUCUUGUGGAGCUGUUCAAGAGACACCCUACCCUGAAGUACGACCUGGAGUGGUCCGUGUUUGGUUUGCGCGUGCAAAUAAUGCUUCUGAGCGAUAACAAAGAGGCGGUGGCGGCUGGUUAUCGAUUAACACGCUACGCUAUAGCAGACCGGAAGUCCCUGCAGAUUAUCCGAUCGUUCCAUACGGACGAACUGGUGAUCCUGUCCCUAGUCAAGGAAAGCAAAGCAAGCAUUGAACGGGAGCAAGCCUUGAAGUUUGUCAGGGCUUUCUUGGAUGUUAAGGACGGUGUGCGCGAGAUUUCGCGUGCCGUAGUCAGGACUAUCGUUUCCGUCGCAGAGCAUUAUGAGGAUCGUCUUCGGAAUAUCUCUAUUAUGACCCUGGCAGAGAUUUUGGUAAAAGAUCCCGAGCUGAUUGCGUAUGCCGGCGGAUUUGCUACUCUUCACGACGCUCUAGCAGAAGGAACGUUUGGCGCUUCAGAAAGCCUGGUAGCAAGCUUCCUUCAUGUUCUUGAUACCCCCCACAGCAGGAAGCACCUUCGAGGAGGAUGUGAGCUAGAGGCUGUUCUUGCGCCAUUUACCGACUCCUUAUCAGACUCGGUCCGCAAUGGGCGCCUGAAGUCCUCAGCUAGAGCCAUUUCGGCAAUGUUGAAGACAUGGCCAGGUUUGAUAGUGCUUGCAAGGAACGGAGCCAAGCCUCUGCAAUCGCUACUCGACUCCUUACACUAUCCGGACCCGCAAGCAAGAGACCUGAUUAUGGAGCUUCUGUUUGACGCAUUAAGAAUCAAGCCACCAUCAUGGUCGUCAUCAUUCCUAGCUGGUCGAAGGCUUACGACCUAUGGAAGAGUGGCCAAUCUCAGAACAGAAUCGGACACGAAACAAAUCCAAGCAUUCUACAACGACGAUGGCAGUAGAUUCGAUUUAACAGCGCACUUCUCAACAUUGAUUUUGGCCACGCUUGUCGAGGCAGGACUGUCGAAGGCACUCUCAGACCUCAUUGAGGAUGAAACAGACUUGCAUCUUAGGCGUAAGGCAACACUACUUCUGACCGAGGUAUUGAAGCUAGCGCAUCAUUCAUUGCCCCAACACAUCAGUGCGAAGCUCCAAGUUCUUCCUCACCUGCUUCCAGCCGCUAUUAAAUAUGAUGUCGAAAACCAUGAUGUCUCGACUUCCACGAUCUAUCAGAUCGACAGCAUAAACCGAACAUUAGCCCGCUCCGUGGGCAGCGUCCCGAAUGGUGCGGGGCGUUACAACGUCGAUGUGGAUAUUUCUGCCUCGCUUCUCUCCGCUGAUCAAGGCAAGGAAAAAAUGAGUCCUUCCAUGGAUGAAACGCAAUUUCGAAAUGCUAUUUUGGAGACAAACGUCUUGAACACUGUCAAUUACCUCAAAUGGAAGUGGGACUUGAUCCAUCGUAUUGUCGAAGGGCCUCUGACCAACCCCAAGCGGCUGGAGGAGGCUAUCAAAGGCUCCAAAUUCAUGAAACGACUCAUCGGCUUUUACCGACCCUUCAAGUAUAGGUUCUCCAUGCUACCGAACACAAAGCCAAACCAGCGUUAUGUCCGCACGGGGUGUGCCCUAAUGCGGACACUGGUACAACUCCCGGAAGGGACGAAGUACCUAGCCGAGAACAAAUUUUUGAGGCAAGUUGCUGAGUGUCUUGCUCAAGUGGAUCGCAUGAGUGGACUCACUUCGUCGUCUCCCCUUUUCUCCAAGGAGCAAAUGGCUAGUACAUUGAGCGGAGGGUAUUUCGCUAUCCUUGGAACGUUGAGUGGCGAUGCCAACGGGCUCGCCAUGAUGGAACGAUGGCAUAUGCUAAACAUGUUCUACCAUAUUGUUGAACUACGGGAUCGAGAUGAUCUGAUCCAAACCCUUCUCGGCAAUAUGGACUAUAUCCGAGAAAGUCACCUCAGGGUUAUUUUGUCCAAAGCACUUACCACAAGCUCAAAGGAAAUUCGCAUUUUUGCCACACGACUUCUACGAAAAUAUGCUGUGGGGAGUGUAUCUCUCUCCACUCAGGCGCCCACGGGCAAGGAUGCGGACUGGGUGGUAAAGCUACUGGUGACCCAGCUUUAUGACCCCGAUGUGUCUGUGUGUCAAGUGGCAGUGAAGAUCCUUGAGGAGGCAUGUAAUCAACGUCACUAUCUAGAGUAUGUGGUCAAAUGCCGACCAUCCUUGGAUCAUUUGGGGGAGAUUGGGGCGCCGUUGCUCCUACGGUUCUUGUCGACAUCAGUUGGCUACCAUUACCUUGAUGGACUGGACUACAUUACUCAGGAGAUGGAUGAUUGGUUUCUGGGUCGAAAUGAUGCCUAUGUGGGACUUGUUGAGGCAGCCCUUUCACGCGCCUAUGUUGAUCAGCCACGAAGGAGUAGUUUCGUCCCUGAAGAUCUGGUUGAUCUCCAAGACAUUGGACUGGUGCCGCCACAUUUCUACAGAGAACUUGCCCGAACCUCGGAAGGAUGCAAGCUGCUAGAGCAUUCUGGUCAUUUCAAUGAGUUUGCUUGGACAAUUCGAGAUUUUCAGCUGGACGAAGAAGACACCGAGGCUCUUCUCAAAGUCAAAGGCUGCCUCUGGGCUGUGGGUAACGUCGGCUCGAUGGAGUUGGGUGCGCCAUUUCUUGAGUCAGACAUCGUCGAGCAUAUUGUGAAGAUCGCCGAAAGUGCGGAGGUCUUGACUAUGAGAGGGACGGCUUUCUUUGUUCUAGGGCUGAUCUCACGCAGCCGCCAUGGUCUCAAGGUGCUCAGAGACUUCGGAUGGGAUUCUGCUCUUGAUCACAAGGGGAACUCGUUGGGCCUCAGCCUCCCAACUGACUUCAAUAAGCUCUUCUUGGUCGAUUUUCCGUCGCAUUCUAGGAGCCGUGAGGCCAAGCGCACGUCUCAAGAGAAGUUCAAGGAAGCCACUCUCGACCCGGACCCCGCCAAUCAGAAGAUCUUGAAGCUCAUAGUAGAUAUGGGAAACACGGUCUUGUCGAAGAGAGCAGCGAGCGACCUUCAUAAUAUUAAGUCGAAGCAGCCAGACCGAUUUCACCAGCCUCACCUCUUCCGCAAGACCCUCAAUAUUCUCGAAAGCCAUCACUUCCGCUUGCCUGCUCGCCGCUUUGCGCUCGACUUGUUCGAUAAAAGCGUCAUGCGGCGCAUCGUUACUGACGAUGACUCGGAUACUGACUCCGAUACUACCUCAUCCCAAGUAUCCGGAUGAUUGCUCAGGAUGAUUGCUCAAACUCUCAAGGCGGCUUGGUAUGAUUUCUCGCUUGUAUAUGCAUGCUGGCCCCUACAAGCAGGUCGGAGCAGCAUAAUUCUCGGGUUUGCCCAUAACUUCAUGUACUCGACCCUUUUUCUAUCUGUCUCAUUUCCCUGUUAUCACUUUGGCCUUAGCGUUGGAUGGUCCAGUCACGAGCAAUGAAAGGAUGUUAGCAUAUCAUAUUUUUGCUCUUUUCUACCUGAUUACCCCGGCAGUUUUUUUCCAAGUUGGUGCAUUCCAUCCUCUGCGACGCCGAUGACACCAAAUGUCCACGAUGAGCUCAGAAGCUUGGUCACAAAGCAAUGCUUAUCUCUCAUGAUGAAAGUCCUGUCUUAUGGCAAAUGUAUGUAC